CGUUGACACCUCUACAAUGUCGAACGCGUCAGCUGCAAGCAUAUUGGCUCAGGAAGAAGCGGACACCUUACAGCUAACAUACGCCAACAACUACUGUUUUCUCGCGGUUACUGCCUUUAUCUUCUUUGAGUACAUUGUGACUUUCUCUGAAGAGGUUCACGUCAUCUGGGGAGCCAGGUUGACCACUGUCACGAUCAUCUUUACCCUCAACCGUUAUCUGCUCAUCGUACAAGGCCUUAAUUUUGCACUUAAUGCUGUCUGGUGGCAUACUCCACUGGCUGUUAACUUGUUGGUAAACGUGACGAUCGUUCUUCUUGAGGCUGUGGCAGCAAGCUUUUCCGCGUUUCGCACAUAUGCCAUUAGUGGACACCAGAUUGUCCCUGCGUUGCUGGUCUUGCUACUGGGGCUAGGGCCAGCCGGCGUCAACGUCUACACAUAUACAAGACUUUCAUACGCGUUCGUCGGUUACGCAGGCAGCUAUCCAGUUUGUGAAUUUAACGACCCCGAGUCCAUCGCGAUACAGAACAAACUUGUCCUCAUCGCGCGCAUCUGCCCGGCUGUAUCCGAUCUGAUCGUGGUCCUUGUCACUUGGUUCAAAACAUUCCGACUCGCCAUAGCAGUGCGGAAGUCACGGAUAACAGGAUCGAUCGCGACAUUGUUGAUCAGAGACGGUGAGGCCCUUUUGUUUCUCAACAUCCUCGAGAUCGUGAUCAAAGUUCGCUACGAGAAUUCACAGAAUUACGCAAACUACGUCACACUUUUCCUGCUACCAAUCUCAUCAAUCCUGGUGUCGCGCUUCAUCCUCAACCUACGCCAGGUGUCCCUCGGCAGCAUGGGCUUGAAUACGAUUUCUCACAGCACCCUGAACACGCCGGACAUUCCCUCUCGCCUGGUUGGCAACAUUGGCGCCGAGCUCCAACACACGUCCCUUGUUUUUGAGAAUGUCGAGGAUGAUGCCGAAGACGAGCAGAAUACCAGUGAGGACUGUGAGGCCUACGAGCUGGCGCAGGUGCAGUAGUCAUCGUACGAGCUAUGCGAUCGUUUUUGAUGGCCGAUCGUACAACUCGAUGGCGUUGUUGGAUAAAGGCGACUCGCCAUGUGAAUGACCGUAGUCAACGGGAGACGACCGAGCACCACUGGAUGAUGUGGUGAUGUCUCGCCGGA
Molecule: messenger RNA, 1164 nt
Organism: Laetiporus sulphureus 93-53
Lineage: Eukaryota; Fungi; Basidiomycota; Agaricomycetes; Polyporales; Laetiporaceae
Exons: 11
Coding region: 17-1018 (333 amino acids)
Source: RefSeq, a predicted model, not a curated record